Molecule: messenger RNA, 530 nt
Organism: Ostrea edulis (European flat oyster)
Lineage: Eukaryota; Metazoa; Mollusca; Bivalvia; Ostreida; Ostreidae
Exons: 4
Coding region: 102-530 (142 amino acids)
Cellular component (GO): nucleus
Source: RefSeq, a predicted model, not a curated record
UGUGCCAAAGGGUAAGAAACAUAUACUUAGUAACACGUAAAUAAAAACAUAAUUAGCAUAUUAUUAUCGUCUGCUUUGUUAUUGUUCGUCAACUUGGCAAAAUGAGCACGGAGAAGAAACGGGGACAGAAUUGGGGGGUUGAUGAAGAGGUCGCUCUCAUCGAAGAUGUGAAAUUAAGAGCCAAUACGUUGUUCGGAUCGUUCAAAGGGAGCGGUGCAGUGAAGGGGAAAUUAAUAAAAGAAAAGGAGUGGCAGACAAUUGCCGAUAAACUCAGUUCAAGAUUUGACACUAAAAAACGGACCUGGGAGGAAACAAAGAAGAAGUAUUACAACGUUAAAUCAAGAAGCAAGGAAAAGUUGGACAGCAUUAAAAGGCCAAAGACGGGAGGGGGACCUCCACUUCCCCCAUUGACACAAGGGGAGGAUACUUUCCUCCGCCUUUCUGAGGCAGAGCCAAACAUCCAUGGCCUAGAGGGAGGGGUUGACACAGAUGUAUGGUUACUUGUUCAUACAAAUCCCAUAUACGGGUAA